UUAUUUAUUUAUUUUUGCACACACGUAUCUUUUAUUUGGAAUUUUAUUUAGGACCUUUUAUUUUGAAGACGGGGCGUCACGUGUUGCUUCACCUUCCGGAGUUGAAAUGCUGCGAUCACCCCGUUCGAUCCGUGUGACCUUAUCGUUAGUGGCGCCUGGAACCCGAUGCCGCCGUCCAUCUCCGGGCGUCCAGCUGUCUUUCUUCCGUUCUCGCAAGCUUUUGUGGGCGAGUUGUCCGGCGAUGCAGCCGUCUCUUCAUUCACCCCAGCAUCAAGCCCUUGUUCCCUGCUCAGAUCUGGCGUCCCGGAAGUACACCUUAAUUUAUGCGUUCCCCGCCAUCCGAGGACUACGCGCACUCUCCAGGUUCAAACUGGUUCAAACCGGCGUCACUGGCGUCCUUCUACCCGCAGUUUAUUAUUCCUACCUUCAGGGCCAAGCGUCAGUCAGUCUUUUAAGCUACACCACGGGCAUCGCUGCGUUCGCCGCAAUCAUGCUCUACACCGUUAGCUACUACGUCCGGCGAGUGGUCGGGAUGAUGUACCUGGACCACACGCACGCCACGUUAAAGGUGGCCCAUCUGUCUUUCUGGGGCCACCGGAGGGACGUGUAUCUGCCCGUGUCGGAUGUAAUGACUCUUGGAGACACGGGAGACUCACCGGGUGAAGUUAUAUUAAGGCUGAAACGCUACAGCUGCUCGGACACACUCUAUUUCUCCACCAGGCUGGGGCGUGUGCUGGAUAAAAACGGGUUUGAGAAAGUUUUUGGGACUUUGUCUCGAUAGACUGCUGUGUCUCUGCUUGUGUUAAUGUCCAAAAUGAUUUUGCAUUCAGAUUUACAAAUAAAGGUUUAUUCACAGCCA
Messenger RNA from Ictalurus punctatus (channel catfish), 859 nucleotides. RefSeq names its product transmembrane protein 186 (gene tmem186). The transcript has 2 exons. Gene Ontology annotation, cellular component: mitochondrion. NCBI's taxonomy places the organism in Eukaryota, Metazoa, Chordata, Actinopteri, Siluriformes, Ictaluridae. The coding region runs from base 107 to 781 and encodes 224 amino acids. The record is from RefSeq and is a predicted model, not a curated record.